This is a messenger RNA of Papaver somniferum (opium poppy), 5082 nucleotides long. Its product is annotated as putative E3 ubiquitin-protein ligase LIN-1. Gene Ontology annotation, biological process: protein ubiquitination. The record is from RefSeq and is a predicted model, not a curated record. The coding region runs from base 323 to 4798 and encodes 1491 amino acids. The transcript has 17 exons. NCBI's taxonomy places the organism in Eukaryota, Viridiplantae, Streptophyta, Magnoliopsida, Ranunculales, Papaveraceae. Gene Ontology annotation, molecular function: protein binding; ubiquitin-protein transferase activity.
UGUACUUACAAAUCAAAAAUAGGCCGGCAAUUAGAGUGACAGUCAAAGCCGGCUUCCGUCUAUCUACCUCACUAUAAUUAGCAAUCAAAAGCUAGUUAAUUUUCUUAAACUCUUUUUCCAUUGAUAUCCAGUCCUUCAUUAGAAUCAUUUGCUAAAAGAUUUCAUUUGUUGCAUAUAUUAACUUUUGUUCUUAGACAAGUCAUCCUCGUGUGCGUGGAAGAUUUUCAUACCCCAUUUUCGUGGAGCUUAUCUGAUGAAGUUUUAAUGAAGGGAACACAGCGUAUAUUGAAUUGGAGUAAAUUUUGAUCGUUGCAAUUAAGAAAUGGCUGGAAGGUACAAAUUCCCGGUUGAUCAAAAGGACAUAGUAAAGUUCUUGAUAGCAACUGUGGGAAGUUCCAUUCAAGAUAGGUUGAUUAACAAGGAAGAAAGGAUUCAACACAAGGAACAAUGUGCAGAGAGGUUAGCAUCUGAAGAAGGGGAUGGCGAUAAAGAGUCAGAAGUACAGUACUCUGAACAGGCAGUUUUAGCGAAUUUGGAUUGGGGUAUCGAUGCACUAGAAGAAGCGAUUGAUACGUCUAAUGUUGAAACUAAACUUGCACGAUUAGACCAUGCUGAGAAAAUGUUGCAGGUUUGUGCAAUGUUGAACUCAAGGAAGAAAACUGCUGGAGUCCCGAAUUUCUAUCUUUCGGCUUGGGCACACCUUAACCUUGCUUUUCUUUGGAAAAUGCGGAACAAUGUUCAUAAUUCUGUUCUUCAUAUUCUAGAGAUGUUUUCUGUUGACCCGUUUUUUUCACGGAUUGAUUUUGCUCCUGAGCUAUGGAAAAUUUUGUUUCUACCACAUAUGAGUUCUACUCUUGGGUGGUACUCGGAGGCAAGGCACAAGCUUGUUAUGGAGUUAAUUCCUGAUUCCGCUGAUUUGUCGUUCACUGCGGACUUUGAUCAGUUUUUUAAUGAAUCCUUGAUUUUAACAAUGAGACCUGAUCAAGCUGAGAAACUGCAAAAGCUGGAGCAGCUGUACGGGCAUGCAUUGGAUGAGAAUACCAGGCUUUAUGCGAAGUACUAUAAAGAUUGUCUGAACUAUGAUCCUCUAACAAGCAAGAAGGCCGUUCCCAUGCUUCCAAUUGCAGAACCUCCAAUGACACCUUUGCAUGAAGUGAGUUCUUCGAUUCCAGAUUAUGUGAAAUUUGGUCCUAUCUUUCCCCCACAUGCUGGUUUUGCUCCAUAUCUUAAAGAUAGGGAGAAUGAAAGAAAUAGCAGAUUGAACAAAUCUUCAAGUUCUACACCAAGAUUAGACAUUUCGCUAAAACCGCUUCCUAAAGGAGGCUCGUGUGAGGAAAAUGAAGAUGAUUAUGACUCCUCAUACAGUGACAUAGAUACAGAUACUGAAGCUAAACCUUGCAUUGUAACGGAUAAUAUGAGAAUGAAUGAGAAUGCAAGUAACAGGUCACAAAUAGAACCAAUGGCUUUGAAAAAUCUUGCAAAUUCUCCCUCGGCUACCUCUCCAAUUACUUCUCCCAAGAGCCCAAAGGUUUUAUCUCCAACGACAGAUAUACGUGGUAAACGAGUUCCUGAAGCCAUCUUGCGUCUUUCAUCUAGUCGCUUCAGUGAUCCAAGCAAUUCAAAAUCCUUGCCCACAUCACCAAACCUAUGCAAUGAUUCCGGCAUCAAUGUAGCAGGCUUUGACGGUGAAAUGAUUACACAUAACAGUAAGAACUUGAGUUGCCGACGUAACCUCAUUUUUGGAGAUAUAAUAACUUCGCCAUCUCAUAAUUGUUAUCUUGAUGAAACUGAAGACGGAAACCAAAGUUGCCACUCUGCUGCACCAUCAUCCGGAAAGUUGACUCCACAUGGGAGACCGCCAAAGGACUUCAUAUGUUCAAUUACAGGCCAGCUUCUAGGUGAUCCAGUGACACUUGAAACUGGUCAAACAUAUGAAAGAAGAGCAAUUCAAGAAUGGUUGAAAAGAGGAAACACUACAUGCCCCAUCACACGCCAACCUCUCUCAGCAACCUUACUGCCCAAAACGAACUAUGUGUUGAAGAGAUUAAUCACUUCUUGGAAAGAACAGUAUCCUGAUCUAGCCCAAGAAUUUUCAUACUCGGAAACACCCCGAACCCCAACAAGCAACCAAUCUUCAAGAGAACUUCCAUCGGUAACCACUCACUUAACAGAAUCUAGCCUUCCAAACCCUCUCUUUGCAGAUAAUCAUGUCAACAAAAAGAGCAACCGGUUUAUGCGUGCUGCAGUUUCUACAUCACCCACUAGUGUCAUUUCACAAGUUGCUUCUGAGAUUAUUAUAAACGGGCUAAAGCCUUUCACUUCGUGUCUAUGCACUUCAGAGAAUUUAGAAGACUGUGAAGCAGCUGUGUUGAAGAUAGGGAAUAUAUGGAAAGACUCAAAAAAUGAUCCAGGAGUCCAGUCUUAUCUAUCGAAACCUACGAUAGUAAACGGCUUUGUGGAAAUUCUUUCAGCUUCAGUCAACAGAGAAGUUCUUCGAACAUCUAUUUAUGUUCUAUCUGAGCUUGCUUUUGUGGAUGAAACCGUUGGCGAGACUCUUAAAAGCGUGGAUUCUGAUAUUGAUUGUUUAGCUGCUCUUCUUAAAAAUGGUUUAGCUGAGGCUGCCGUUCUUAUUUUCCAACUGAGACCAACAUAUGCUCAGCUAUUUGUCCAUGACCUGAUACCAUCCCUUGUCCAAGUAGUCUCAAGCAGAAACGAAGAUUCAGAUGAUUUUCAAUUAGGAAUGGACCCCAAGGAUGCUUCAAUUGGCAUGCUUGAUCAAAUACUCAGUGGAGGAGAUGAAAACAGCAAGUCAAUCAGUGCAUCAACUGUUAUUUCAGCAAAUGGUCUUCCUUCUUUGCUCAGGUGCUCAGAUAGAACAGAAGGGAGACAAUCUGUCGUGUCUAUACUUCUAAGUUGCAUGCGAGCGGACAGAAGUUGUAGAAACUUGAUAGCUAGUAGAGCUGAGUUGGCUCAUGUUCUUGAACUGUUUCAUGCUGGCAAUGACAAUGUAAAAGGCACAUGUAUCGAGUUUUUACAUGAGUUGGUCUGCCUGAACAGGAGGACAUUCUGCAACCAAAUUUUGCAGAUUAUUAAAGGCGAAGGAAGCUUUAGUACCAUGCACACCUUUCUUGUGUACCUACAGAUGGCUCAAAUGGAGCAACAACCUGCCAUUGCCAGUCUUCUACUCCAACUUGAUCUCCUGGUUGAACCUCGGAAGAUGAGUAUUUUUAGAGAAGAAGCUAUAGAAGCACUCAUUGAAGCACUUCGCAGAAAAGAUUUCCCUUCAUCUCAAGUCAUGGCUCUGGAUGCAUUGCUAUCGCUUUCUGGACGUUUGUCUACUACUGGGAUAUCUCUUACCGAAGCCUGGUUACUCAAAACCGCAGGCUUUGAUCAGACUUAUAAUGCUUUAGUGAAAGCGGAAAAAUACAGAGAACAAGAAAAUGAAUCUAUGGAGUUAAUGGCUGAGGAGGAAAAGCUAGCAAGUUCAUGGGAGAAACAUGUAGCUUUUGUUCUUUGCAACCAUGAAAAAGGAUCUAUUUUCAAAGCUCUAGAAGAAUGCAUCAACAGUAACUCUUUGGAGAUGGCAAGAUCAUGCCUUGUAAUUGCAACGUGGCUCAUCCACGCAGUUAGUAAUCUUCCUGAUACUGGAGUUAGAGAUAUUGCACGAAAAUGCUUACUUCAUCCAUUUAUCAACGUCCUUCAAUCAUCAAGAAACCUUGAAGAGAAGAUUCUCUCCGCCUUGGCUUUGAAAUGCUUCAUCAAUAAUCAGGAUGCCCUUAAAGAACUUGGAGUGUAUGCCAAAAGCAUUUGCAAAUCCUUGAGAAAGCUCAAGAGUAGUUCGAUAGUGGUCAAAGAUAUACUUAAAGCACUAAUGAACCUGCCAUCCGUUAAUGCAAAAGAUUUAUGGUCUUGUAUUGAAGCGGGCGAGUUAGAGUCAAGUGCCAAUGGGGAAGUUCUUUCCUUGGUUCAUCUAAAAGGUCGGAUGUUUAGCAGCCAUUCUGAUGGAACUAUAAAGGUUUGGGAAGCUGGGAAAAGUGCAUUAAGGUUGAUUCAAGAAGUUCGUGAGCAUACAAAAGCAGUCACAUGCUUGGUCAUUCCAUCAUCAGGUGACAAGCUCUACAGUGGGUCACUUGACAAAACAAUUCGAGUAUGGACAAUCAAUUCAGAAGAAAUUCAUUGUAUUGAGGUUCACGAUGUGAAAGAAGUAGUAAUUGGGUUGGCAGCUAAUGCUAGGUUUGCUUGUUUUGCUUCCCAAGCAACCGGCGUCAAGGUAUAUAACUGGAGUGGAACUCCAAAACAAAUUAACUUCAACAAAAAUGUCAAGUGCCUCCUCAUUAGUAACAGUAAACUGUACUGUGGAUCUACUAAUUACAGCAUUCAGGAAGUGGAUUUGAGCAAAGGCACGUCAGGCACAUUUUUUUCUGGGACUAAAAAGCUCUUGGGGAAACAGGCCAUACAUGCCCUUUAUAUACAUGGUGAUCUCCUCUUUGCUGGUGGCUCUUCAGUUGAUGGCACAGUCGCUAAGGUGUUCUCCCUCGCGACAAAGGAAGUUAUUACAACCUUACCGACAGGAUCAGACAUCCACUGCAUAACUGUCAACAAUGAUUUUGUAUUUAUGGGAACUAAAAGUGGAAUUACCGAUGUCUAUUUAAGAGAACGACUUGUUAGAGUUGCUUCCAUUAAAACAAAGGGUGGAAGAGAAGGCUCAAAAAUCACAAGUUUGGCAUCAGAUUCUGAUGGAGAAAUGCUUUAUGCAGGUUCCUCCAAUGGCAAGAUUCAGGCUUGGAAACUGGACUAAGAGAUUUACAAAAAAAAAUGGUGUAGGUUGAGACAGCAAGAGGGCAAAUUGGAAUUGGUCAGUUCAGGUUCAUGCUUGUUCACUGCUAGUCUUGACCUGAACUUUGUAUUAUUAUUAAAUACAUAAUCAAACAUAUAAACAUGAUAUUAUAGUAAAGUAAGUAAUGUAUUAAUGCUAGGUUAUGUAACUCGUCAAUCAGUUUAACUGACUUGAUCAAACAUAUAAACAUGAAUAUAAUUCAGAAUCCUCCCCAAAAAAAAUGCCCAGGGGGUAUUUAAGUUUCA